CGUCUUCUCAUCCGUCAACCCCACUCAUCUUCUCCGCAAACCCCCCCACGAUUUCACAGCACCAACACCAACAAUGGAGGAGACGCCAUGGGAGCAGAAGCUCCAAGCCCUGACCCACCUCCUCACCUCCCCAACCACCAAUCCCUCCCUCCACUCCCAGUUCCUCGUCGCCUCCCUCGUCCCCUGCUACCUCCGCUGGGACUACCCUCCCCUCCUCUGCUCCCAAGCGGGCCCUAACUCCGACCCCGACGACCUCCUCCUCCUCCGGUGGAGCCUCUCCCUCUUCCUCAGGCGGCUCCCGAGGCUCGGCCUCCCGGAGACGUCCUGGCGGUGCAAGUGCCCGUACCAGCAGCCGCCGCCGGCGGUCCUGGCUGCGGGCGUGGAGGAGGCGCGGUGGGGCGACGCCGAGAGGAGGGAGUACUUCAGGCGGCGGCUGCGGCGUAGGCGGCUCGGGAGGGACGUGAACCCGCUCGUCCCGAUCCUGGUCCCGAACCUGCUCUUGUUCUCGCUCCUGCUGUGGGAUCCGUUUCCCGAAUCUCGAGAUCGCCGAUGGAGAUGAGCAGCUGCUUGGAGUCGAUGCUUCCUUAUCACACCGCCACUGCUUCUGCGUUGCUCACUUCCAUGCUUUCCGUUUCUCAAUCCGCCUCCGGUUGGACUCCUGAAGGGCAAGAGAAGACUAGAUGAAGAUGGGGCGAACAAUUAUCAAGUAAUUUGGACCGUUCUUUAAGAGCAUUCACUUGAUGUUAGUAUUUUAAGUUCUGUGUCAGUUUGUCUGCUGGAUAGAAGUGGCUCACUUUGCCAAGAUCCAUGUAGAAAGCCGUUAGAUGUUGACCAUUGAUGACAGUGGGCGCAACUUUUAAUUUGGGGGACUUGCUAUGCAUCCUUGAAGCCAUUACACUUGUAUUGCUUCUGAUUGCUUAGUGCACACCUGUUUCAGAUGCAAUGGUUAGAACCAACUCGCACUCUAUAUUAUCAUUUGAGAGGGCCAUUUUAAUCAUUUUCCACACAGUUAAUAUGAGUUUUGCCUUCAUAUUGACCAUAGUGCCUCUAUUGGAUCUGAGUCAUGUCUGCUCUGUGUCACCUUUUGAGCUGAUAUACAAAUUAUGCUACGCUAUCUUUAUAUUGUU
This is a messenger RNA of Rhodamnia argentea, 1127 nucleotides long. RefSeq names its product protein NUCLEAR FUSION DEFECTIVE 6, mitochondrial. Lineage: Eukaryota; Viridiplantae; Streptophyta; Magnoliopsida; Myrtales; Myrtaceae. The coding region runs from base 74 to 559 and encodes 161 amino acids. The record is from RefSeq and is a predicted model, not a curated record. Gene Ontology annotation, cellular component: mitochondrion. The transcript has 3 exons.